Molecule: messenger RNA, 1607 nt
Organism: Siniperca chuatsi (mandarin fish)
Lineage: Eukaryota; Metazoa; Chordata; Actinopteri; Centrarchiformes; Sinipercidae
Gene: arl4d
Product: ADP-ribosylation factor-like 4D
Exons: 2
Coding region: 275-880 (201 amino acids)
Biological process (GO): vesicle-mediated transport; intracellular protein transport
Cellular component (GO): cytoplasm
Molecular function (GO): GTPase activity; GTP binding
Source: RefSeq, a predicted model, not a curated record
UUAGGUGCCGUGCGCUCGUGGCUCUCCGGGGCUUUUCAGUGCUGCUGGAAGAGAACAGGAGCGGAUGUGACCGCCGGGACAAACGCCACUUUUUUUGAAGUCAACUAUGGAUGUGUGUGUCGCUUGUGGACGAUGUUUUCGCUGCACAUUUAAAAGGUCUCCAUCACCAUCUGACCCCAUCUGCCUCUGAGGACAAAUGCCAAUCUACUGAGGAGAGGAUUAAAUCAGGAAUUUGUCACCUCACCUAAGUAGGUGUGAAUCGCUGGCUGCAAUCAUGGGGAACCAGCUGACUGAUAUCGCUCCUAACACGUCUUUCCUGCCAAACUUCCAGUCUCUGCACGUGGUGGUUAUUGGCCUCGACGCCGCCGGCAAAACCUCUCUGCUCUACAGGCUCAAACUGAAGGAGUUUGUGAAAACAAUCCCCACCAAGGGCUUCAACACGGAGAAGAUCAAGGUGGCUGUGGGAGCUUCUCGGACCAUAAACUUCCAGGUGUGGGAUGUGGGCGGUCAGGAGAAGCUGCGCCCGCUGUGGAAGUCUUACACCCGGCGGACAGACGGGAUGGUGUUUGUGGUGGACUCCACUGAGCUCGAGCGGAUGGAGGAGGCCAAAGUGGAGCUCCACAAAAUCACCCGCACCUCAGAGAACCAGGGGGUCCCUGUGCUCAUCCUGGCCAACAAACAGGACCUGGAUUCAGCCUUGACUGUCAGCGAGGUUGAGAAGCUGCUUUCUGUGCAUGAACUGAGCAUGUACACGCUGCAUCACGUGCAAAGCUGCAGUGCUGUGGACGGUCAGGGACUCCAGCCAGGCCUGGAGAAACUUUAUGAGAUGAUCCUGAAGCGGAAGAAGAUGGUGAAGCACAACAGGAACAGAAAGAGAUGAACUCUUGGCUCCCACUGUGGACAUUAUCUUAGGAGAUUUAUCCACUGUUGAGACACUUCUAAACUUAAUGGUCCCUUUUAAUGGGAGAGCAAAUUGUGCCAACAAAACAACAAUUACACAUGGCCUUAGGGUCAGGAGAAAUGGAUUUGCUCAUAAUAACUGAAGCAGUAUUGACAUGUUCUUUGUUCUGCAAUCGUGCAGCUGCCCUUCGAAAGCUUAUGUUGUAGAUUUAAAGGGAACCUUGAUAGCAGUUAGUCUUCACUAAGUGCUUUUCUACACUUGUUUUAAAGAAUUAUAACGAGACAUUUUCCUGUUAACGGUAGGACUAAUAUAUGAACACAUUCACAUCCAUGUGGCAGGUAUGUGGUGAAGAAAUAUACAAAAUACAUUUUAAAAUGUCCAUAUAAUCCUCCACAAGCUUGCACAGAUUCUGCCACACUAAAUAGCUGUUUUUGUCCCACGGAUGUUUCCCCAAUAUAUUUAUUCCACAUGUUUGUGUUUGCGUUGGACAGAGGGGUUUUUUUUUUGUAAAUGAUAUGAAAUGAAACAGAGUUCAGUGGUGACAGCACCAAAUGAUAUUAAAUUUCAUUGCCAUGGAAUGGUAAUCCUAAGUGCAUUCCCUACAUGGCCACAGAGGUUAGGUUUCAGUUACUAUAACAGUAUUGUUUAUACAAAUUGUACAUUUUUGUAACACUGAAGACUUAAUAAAUCUAAGCACUGUACAGAA